AUUAUCGAAUCGACAGUGCUCGCGCCUAGUGCUUUGCGGUGAAUUAAAAAAAAGUUUUAAAAACAGAAUACAGUGAAUAUUUGAACAUGAAUGGUGAAGUGUAGUAAUAUUAAUUGCAGUUAAAUACUGAGACUUUUUUUUCAAAAUGGCAAAAGCGACUGUUUUGUUUCGGCAAUGCAUUACCCCUCGUCAGUGCCGUUCUGUCAGUACGACCUCACCCCGUCGCACUUCAACGUCGCCUCAACGUCGCUCUGCCGCUGCGCCGUCGCCAGCGUCGACAUCGCUCAAACCCUUCAGCGAGAUCCCUGGGCCGCUAGCGCUGCCUAUGUUGAGGCAUUCUGCACAUGUUUUACCUAGGAUAGGUAACUUCCACCACACGGUCGGCCUAGGCCUGCUUGAAGGCCUCCAGUCCCGCUACGGAGACCUUGUGCGCCUAGCGAAGGCCUCUCGCACCCGCCCAGUGCUGUACGUGUUCCACCCCGAGCUGAUGAGAGAGGUGUACGAGAGCUGUACAACGGAGCCGCCUCAGUGGGCGCGAUCUCCACUCCUAGCACACCGAACUUCUAAGGGCUGUCCGUUCCACGGUGACGAAACUAAAGCGAUCUGGGCGUCCAUAGGAGCACUCCUAGAAGACCCAGCUCUUUUGAAAAACUUCGAAAAAGCUUUCGAUGACAUCGCAGUAGACGCUACGAGGAGAUUCGGAGAGCUAAGGAAAGCUGAGAACGCGCUGAACGAGGAAUUAGAAACUGAGGUGUGUCGCUGGGCACUGGAGACUCUAGGCAUGGCGGCGUUGGGCACUAGACUUGGCUGCCUCGCCGGUCCUGCCCAUGUACCCACUUCAGAAAACAGAAAGCCAGAAAAAACCUCAAUGGACGACGAGAUCCCAGACCUCUGCUCGCUGUCGAAGCGUUGCCCCAACGGUCUCACUCCCGCAGAAGCGCUGGUCCGGUGUACGAGGGAGAUAUCUGAUGCAGGCUACUUGGUGCGGAGCGAACAUACCCUCAAGACCGAGUCGAAGACGUUUAACAACGCGCUGAAGGCGCUGGAUAAGCAUUACAGCCUUACAGAGCACUUCCUCCUGCAAGCCAUGUCGGAGCUGAACAGCACAGACCCUAAGCCAGAACAGGUCCUUCUGAACAAACUGGCCCCCCUGAAGCAGAGGAUACUACCACUCGUCGCUGAUGUGCUAUUGGCUGGAGUUAAUCCUCUGGCUCAAUCGGCCCUAGCUAUGCUCUACCACCUGUCCCUCAACCCCGCGCGACAGCAACGCGCCCAUGAUGAGAUAUGCUGGUCCGCAGCUUCUCAUGCAGCUGGUGCUGGGGUCCAGGAGUUACCUUACCUAGCAGCGUGUGCCAGGGAGGCCUUGAGGCUACAUCCAGCUACGGGAGGCGUGGUGCGGAGGAGUACGGAGGCUAUCAGUGUUGGUGGAUACGAAGUGCCUGCUGGGGUCGACAUAGUCCUCGCGCACGGAGUGACAAGCAAAUCUGAGAAGCAGUGGGGCAGAGCCAAGGCCUUCAUCCCCGAGCGCUGGUGCAGCGAGGGCUGGGAGCCUCUCAGGGCCUCCCGGGCCCAUCCCCUGGCCUCCCUCCCCUUCGGUACCAGGUGCCCGGCCUCUGGCAUCGCUGGGCAUGUACUGGCCAGUCUAGCUACCAGGGUUAUGGAGAGGUAUAGGCUGGAAUGGCACGGGCCGGCGGCGAAUAUGGUGACUACGGGAGUGAAUAAAGUGCAGGCGCCGUAUUAUUUUGUAUUGCAGGAUGCGCAUUAGGUUAGCGCCCGCGCCUGUAGCAUUUAUAUUAUAAGCAAACCCUGAUUCGGGCAGUGAAAUUGAAUUACCUACAAACUUAUUGAUAGGUAAGUACCUACAUAUUUUAAUUUUGA
Molecule: messenger RNA, 1878 nt
Organism: Cydia splendana
Lineage: Eukaryota; Metazoa; Arthropoda; Insecta; Lepidoptera; Tortricidae
Product: probable cytochrome P450 49a1
Exons: 10
Coding region: 146-1765 (539 amino acids)
Molecular function (GO): monooxygenase activity; oxidoreductase activity, acting on paired donors, with incorporation or reduction of molecular oxygen; iron ion binding
Source: RefSeq, a predicted model, not a curated record